AUGAAGGCUCAGUGCUGUACGGAGAAUGGCAAAGAUCCAGACAGCGCUCACAAGGUGCUAGAGAUAAGAUACAUAUUACAGAGGCUUUCCCCAGCUUCUAAUUCCCAUUGGGAAAAGUACUACUUGCCAUAUAAAUGCUUGGAGUGUGAGGAAAGCUUCUCUCAAGGUGGCAACCUCACUAAACAUCAAAGGAUACACACAGGAGAGAAGCCAUAUACAUGUCUGGAGUGCGGGAAAUGCUUCUGCCGGAAGGACAGCCUUACUAUACACCAGAAACUUCACACAGGGGAGAAGCUACAUAAAUGCUUGGAGUGUGAGAAGAGCUUCUCUCAAGGUGGCGACCUCACUAAACAUCAAAGGAUACACACAGGAGAGAAGCCAUAUACAUGUCUGGAGUGUGGGAAGAGCUUCUGCCGGAAGGACAGCCUUACUGUACACCAGAAACUUCACACAGGGGAGAAGCCACAUAAAUGCUUGGAGUGUGGGAAGACUUUCAGUUGGAAGAGCAACCUUACUUCACAUCAACGCAUUCACACUGGGGAGAAGCCAUAUAAAUGCUUGGAGUGUGGGAAGAGCUUCUCUCACGGUGGCGACCUCACUAAACAUCAAAGGAUACACACAGGAGAGAAGCCAUAUACAUGUCUGGAGUGUGGGAAGAGCUUCUGCUGGAAGGGCAGCCUUACUUUACACCAGAAACUUCACACAGGGGAGAAGCCACAUAAAUGUUUGGAGUGUGAGAAGAGCUUCUCUCAAAUUGGCAACCUCACUAAACAUCAAAAGUUACACACAGGAGAGAAGCCAUAUACAUGUCUGGAGUGCGGGAAGAGCUUCUGCUGGAAGGGCAGCCUUACUUUACACCAGAAACUUCACACAGGGGAGAAGCCACAUAAAUGCUUGGAGUGUGAGAAGAGCUUCUCUCAAGACUUUGAAGAGCUGGUACCACUGCAUCAAGUUCAUCGGUUUCAUUGA
Messenger RNA from Euleptes europaea (tarantolino), 969 nucleotides. Its product is annotated as zinc finger protein 501-like. The transcript has 4 exons. The record is from RefSeq and is a predicted model, not a curated record. Gene Ontology annotation, molecular function: RNA polymerase II cis-regulatory region sequence-specific DNA binding; DNA-binding transcription factor activity. The coding region runs from base 1 to 969 and encodes 322 amino acids. NCBI's taxonomy places the organism in Eukaryota, Metazoa, Chordata, Lepidosauria, Squamata, Sphaerodactylidae. Gene Ontology annotation, biological process: regulation of transcription by RNA polymerase II.